AUGGGAGUUCUAUCAGAGACAAACCACCUUUUUCAAGAAUACAUUUGGCCAGUGUUACUAGCCCCAAUUGUCAUCCUCCUCAUGAGAUCCAUCAUCACAGCGUGGGCACCAGGUUUACGGAAUCUCCCAGGGCCAGGCCUUGCCCGAUUCACACCAUUUUAUCGAGCUUGGAAAAUCUCCAAAGGAGACGCACCAAUAUUCUAUCGUAAUCUGCACGAACAAUACGGACCAAUCGUCCGCACCGGACCAAAUUCAGUCGAUAUCUCGGAUCCCAGCGCACUUCCCAUAAUAUAUGGGAUAGGUAGCAAGUUUCUAAAGUCCGCAUUCUACGAUACAUUCAGUCCCUCCUUCGAAGAUAAGGUCAUGCCAAGCAUGUUCUCCGUCCGUGAUCCAGUCGCCCAUCAGGCUCUUCGGAGACCGGUUGCCCAGAAAUUCUCCAUGUCAUCUAUUAAAACACUUGAGCCGUUUGCGGAUCAAUGUACUCGGAUAUUUAUUGAUGCGAUGAAAGACUUGGAAGGAGAAAAGGUUGACUUGGGCGUCUGGCUUCAGUGGUAUGCGUUUGAUGUUAUUGGAGCUAUCACAUUUCAACGCCGAUUUGGAUUUAUGGAGAAGAGGGAAGAUGUUCAAAGUAUGAUCAGUGGCUUGGAGGCUGGGUUACACUAUGCUGGUAUUGUCAGUCAAGUUCCUUUUCUUCAUCCUUGGAUGAUUGGCAAUCUUUGGGUUGGAAAGUUUCUAGCUGCGCAGCCGUUUAUUGAUGCUCCUGAUCCUCUUCGGACGAUGGUUCAGUUCACUCAAAAGUGCAUUGACGAUUAUGAUCAGCAGUCGUCUCAGCAGCAUAAUCGACCAGACUUUCUUGCUUGGCUGAGAGGGGAGGAGGCGAAGGGCAAACCCAUGUCGAAUCGAGAUAUUAUGAAUCAUCUUAGUAACAACUUGCUUGCUGGAAGCGAUACCACGGCCAUAACCCUUCGUGCCAUUAUCUAUUUUCUUGUGCAAAACCAGUCGGUCUAUAAGAAACUGCAGAAAGAAAUAGAUGAAGCCGAUGCGGCGGGAAGGCUAUCUCACUAUAUCACUUACGCCGAGUGUCUAGAACUUCCUUAUCUACAAAUUGUUAUGAAAGAAGCAAUGCGGUGCCAUCCCGGGGUAUCAUUCCCACUCGAGCGUGUCGUUCCCCGUGGUGGGACUGUUCUUUGCGAGACCCAUUUGAAAGCGGGGACUAUCGUCGGAAUCAACCCAGCCGUGAUACAUCAUGAUAAAUCUAUCUUUGGCGAUGACGCAGCAGCUUUUCGACCAGAGAGAUGGAUCGAGUCUAGUGAAGAGGAGGUAAAGAUUAUGGAUCGACAUCUUAUGACAUUUGGAUAUGGGUCUCGAACAUGCAUUGGGAAGAAUAUCUCCAUUAUGGAGAUGGGAAAACUGGUACCGCAGCUCAUUCGCAAUUUCGAGAUCGAAUGGGCAUCUCAAGAAGCCGAAUGGCGAGUCGAAACAUUCUGGUUUGCAAAACAGCAUGGGUUGAAGUGUCGUUUGAAGUCUCGCACUCCAAAGCACAAAUGA
Messenger RNA from Penicillium odoratum, 1548 nucleotides. Its product is annotated as cytochrome P450. The transcript has 6 exons. Gene Ontology annotation, molecular function: monooxygenase activity; oxidoreductase activity, acting on paired donors, with incorporation or reduction of molecular oxygen; heme binding. Bases 1 to 1548 code for a protein of 515 amino acids. NCBI's taxonomy places the organism in Eukaryota, Fungi, Ascomycota, Eurotiomycetes, Eurotiales, Aspergillaceae. The record is from RefSeq and is a predicted model, not a curated record.